GGCUUUGGGACCUUUCACUUCCACAUCCAGGAAAAUGGCGUCCGUCAGUGCAAGCACAUUUUAUGGGAAGAGGAAAGAAAGGGAGUCAUUCUCAGAGGCAGAGAGAAUUUUACUGCGAAUCGUUGAGGGAAACUCAGAUAUUGAGUUGUCUGAUGAAGAAAUGCAAGAUGCAGUGUUUGAGCCAGACGCAGGGGAAGAUGAUUCAGAGAGCUCUGAGGAUGAAACUCAGGCAGGGCAAGCAGAUGCAGAAGAGUCAGAUCAAGCAGAACAGUCCACAUCUAUGUCCAGUCGGAGUCCACUGUGGAGCAAGACUUCAAAAUUCAAAUUCCAACUUGAUGAUCCUCCCAUUAUCCAGAGCAAUGAUUCCAUGACACGCCAAAACUGGACCCCAAUGGAUUAUUUUAAGCAGUACAUUGAUGACUCCGUGUUUGAAGAAAUGGCCCUGUGCACAAAUCAGCGUGAAGUACUUUCGUCUGGAGCAACACUAAAUACCACUCCUGAAGAACUGAAGACAUUUUUUGGGAAUUCUAUUUACAUGAGCUGUCUAGGAUAUCCAAACAUUCAAAUGUAUUGGGCCUCAAAUACCAGAGUUCAAAUUGUGGCAGAAUCCAUGACCAGAAAUCAGUUUUACAAGCUUAGAAAUUCCAUUAAGAUUGUCAAUGACCUGGAUGUGCCAGAUGAUGAAAAAACAGGAGAUCUCUUGUGGAAAAUCAGGCCCCUCUUGACCAAAGUGAGGCAAGGAUGUCUGAGUCUGCCUAGAACAGGAAAAUUGUGCAUUGAUGAGCAAAUGGUUCCAUUUACUGGUCGAUGCCCAGUGCGCCAGUAUGUACCAGGUAAACCACACCCAACUGGGCUGAAGGUGUUUGUCUUGGCCGCACCAACCGGUCUGGUCUUAGACUUUGUGAUCUACCAAGGCAAGACUACCUUCAAAGUUACAGAAGGAAAGGGCAUCGGAGAGCAAGCCGUUCUUCAUUUGGCAGAGUCUGUUCCCAGAGGAACCCACCUGUUCUUUGACAGGUUCUUCACAACGAUCAACCUCCUCGACACCCUGAUGGCAAAAGGGAUGACAGGGACUGGAACCCUCAUGACAAACAGGGUGCCAAAGGAGUGCAAGAUCAUAGGGGAUAAACCCUUCAAAAAGAAAGGAAGAGGGGCAUCAGAGAUGGUAGUCAGAAGAAGCACUCCUGAACUUGCUGUCAUAAAGUGGUUGGACAACAAGCCAGUUGCCAUGGCAUCCUCCGCCUAUGGUAUUGAACCUCAGGACACACGCAGAAGAUGGUCCAAGAAGGACAAAAGGUUUGUCCAGGUGUCAAGGCCACUGGCAAUUGCUGAGUACAACACCAACAUGGGUGGUGUGGACUUGGUUGACCGAAUGUUGAGUUUCUACAGGAUGGCCUCUCGCACUCGGAAAUGGACAGUGCGUGCAGUUUUUCACUUUUUUGACCUGGCAAUCACCAACUCCUGGCUUCAGUAUAAGAGUGACAGCCAGUUUCUGGGGAAGAAACCACUGAAGUUCCUUGACUUCAAACUGCUCCUUGGUGAAGACUUGAUUACUCGGGCCCAAGCAGGCAUCGCAAGUGAUAGCGAAGAUGACUACACUCCACCACGUCAAAAGUGGAAACCGCAGCCAAAUGCAGCUUUCAGACACUAUGGCGCCAUCCAUCUUCCAGAGAUGGUGGACGAAACGCAUGCAUCGCAGAUCCAGCUGCAAGAGCAAAACAUACGUGAUGUGCACAAAGUGCAAGGUAUUCCUUUGUGUUUCCAAGAAGGGGAAUUGCUUUUUGAAGUAUCAUACCAAAUAAGGACUAACUGGUUGCCAUCAAGGUUCAGUUUCACAUACGGCGUUCCGAUGUUCACUGUGGAAACAUUAUAUCUUAAAAGCAUAACAAAGCAAAACAAAAAAACAAAAGUGAUGAUGGACAGUUAUGUGGAUGUCAAACUCGUUCUUAUGAUGACUUUUUGAAAUUUUCAUUGGGACUAACUAGUUGCCAUCAAGGUUCCGUUUCACAUGUAUGGCGUUCUGAUGUCCACUGUAGUGGACACAUGAUAUCUUAAAAAUAAAAACUUUUUUUUCAAAAAAAAUGUUUUCAGCAUUCUAAUUACUUAACAAGGAUUGGGGAAUUUAAAAAAAAA
Thunnus maccoyii (southern bluefin tuna) is the source of this 2133-nucleotide messenger RNA. RefSeq names its product piggyBac transposable element-derived protein 3. NCBI's taxonomy places the organism in Eukaryota, Metazoa, Chordata, Actinopteri, Scombriformes, Scombridae. The transcript is spliced from 3 exons. The coding region runs from base 35 to 1963 and encodes 642 amino acids. The record is from RefSeq and is a predicted model, not a curated record.